Linum trigynum is the source of this 581-nucleotide messenger RNA. Lineage: Eukaryota; Viridiplantae; Streptophyta; Magnoliopsida; Malpighiales; Linaceae. The record is from the annotation of a GenBank genome assembly.
CCGUAACCCUUAAAAGACGGGACGGGUAUGGGUAUACCCAAAUACUCGUUUCCCGUUGCCCACCCCUAUGAGUUGCAUCAUCCAGAAGGUCACCACGCCCGAGAUGGCCAUCAACACCCUCGGAGCAGUUGCGUACACCGUCGGUGAUGCGAUGCUCUACGUCGAGCAAACGUUCAAGACCUGCAAAGCCAAACGAGGCCUCAUGGGUGUGGGCCUCGGUGUUGGGCGCGCAAUCGGGCCUAUAUACAUAGCGGAAAUCUCCCUGGCCUGCCAUCGUGGUUUUCUGGGCUCCAUCUCAUAGGUAACAAGCUAAUCUAGAACUAACAGACCAUAAUGGUGACGUAUUUCUUUAAGUUUUAUCAUUUUUAACCAAUUACACAUUUUUUGUCUGUUGUGCAUGCAAGCAGUUGUUUAUGUGUGUCGGGACCAUGAUGGGUACACAUUGGAGCACGCCAUGCAUAGUGGUUCAUGAUGGCAAUCCCAUGCAUAGUGGCGGAGUCAGAAUUGAAAAUUGCAUGUGCUCUCUUUAAAAAAUAUAUAAUUUUUUUAUGAGAUUUGAUAAAUAAAUAAGUUAUUAUUAU